Molecule: messenger RNA, 2790 nt
Organism: Closterium sp. NIES-67
Lineage: Eukaryota; Viridiplantae; Streptophyta; Zygnematophyceae; Desmidiales; Closteriaceae
Source: the annotation of a GenBank genome assembly
CGUUGUCAGCACUGAGAAAACUUCAGUAGGUUCUUUCAGGAACGCCUUGAAGCGAAUUCUUCUGGUUCUGAAAAAUUCAGUAGGUUCUCUCACCUCAACGCCACACAACCGCCUGGCGUACAACACCACAGCGCAGAUGGCGGCGAGAUUAUCCGACGAGGAGGCGGAGGAGGAGGAGAUAGAGCGGUGCCUGCGCGCCAUCAUACAGCUGCCGCGCUUUCGCGUAGGAGCCACCGGCGGCGACGGCCGUCCUCCCAGCUCCGGCGGCGACAGCGGCAGCGUCGACUGGCCAUUCCUCGCGCAACAGGUGCGGCGACUGCACCAAUUCAUUUUCCUGGACCACGUGGACGGUCCAGAUGCAGUGGGAGAGAGAAGACACCGCAAUCAUGAGCACCAGCAGCAGCAGCAGCAGCAGCAGCAGCAGCAGCAGCAGCAGCAGCAGCAGCAGUGGCAGCAGCGGCAGCAGCGGCGGCGGGAGAAGUGGGAGCACCAGGUGCUACCCCACCUGAACCGUCUCGUUCACCGCCUCUUCUCGCCCUCCGCCCACCGCUCUUCCCUCUCCCGGCCCCCGCCCGCUGCCGCGCCUCUCCUCGUUGCGUCGCUGCGUUUCUUCCUAGCGGCAGGGGAGGAGGGGCUGCUGCCUCUAGACAUGGCGCUCAACACCCUCAUGGCCUCCUGCCUCCCCUCCUGGUUCUGGGACCCCCUGGCAGCGCGCGAGUGCUUCUCCUUCUUUGCCUCCUCCCGCUUGGCCCUCCGCCAGUCGCACCCCCGGAUACUGCAGCAGCACCUUCCGCUGCUGCUCAAGACCCUGGCAUCCCAUGGCAGCAUCGUGCUACCUCAGUUCACCCAGCUCAUCCCUGACCUGCUCUCCUCCUCCUCACUCAUCCCCCUCUUCCUCCGACUCCUCGACCUCCCAGUGCUAGCCAUCGCCCUGGGCAUGUCAGCGGGCGGCAGGGCAUCUACUCUCAUGGCUGUGGCGGUGGAGCCAGCUGCUGAUGAGGUGCUAGCUCUCAUGGACUUUGGCUUCACAGGCACGGCGGACAACGACAGCGAGGGUGACCCCUGGGCCAUGCCCAAGCCCAAGGCGCCUGCAAGCAAGGGACCACCAGAUGCUGCUGCUGCUGCUGCUGCUGCUGGGGGUGGGGGUGGGGGUGGUGCUGGGAGGAUGGGAGGGGAGGGGGGAGUGGAAGGGGGUAUGGCGCCGGCGGCACUGGCAGUGUUGAUAUCGUGGAUGCUCAUAGAUGAGCUGGCUGCGAGCGAGGCAGAGGUGGGGUCGAGGAGACAGCAGGAGGCAGUGAUGUGGCGCCUGCCAGGCUUCUCCCAAGCACUGCAAGCAGAGGCCAGCAGACAGACUGCAGGGGCGGGCGAGGGAUGGGGGAGGGAUGGGAGGGAUGAGAGGGAUGGGAGGGAUGGGAGGGAGGGUGGUGGUGGUGGUGGUAGUGGUGGUGAUGCUGGGAAGGGGGCUGGUAAAGUGAGGAGUGCGGCAAGGAAGGAUACUGGAGGAGGAGCAGGAGGGGAGGGAGGGGGCUCUGGCUUAGGUUCGCCUGCCAGUGCCGCCCCAGCAGCCAUGACACCAUCAACACCAGCAGCGGCGGCGGCAGCGGCGGCAGCAGCGGCAGCAGAGGCGUGGAACGAGGGGUUUAGGGAUGACGCUCGGGAGAACGAGAGGCGGUUAAAGGAGUGCCUGGGCAUGGCGCCACAUCUGCUGGAUGCGCUGCUGGAGACCGUGUUGGCAGGCAUGGGGCAAGAUGAGUGGAGGGCGCUGCUGCCAGUGAUUAUGAGCCGCUUCGAUGCACUCUUUCCCAAUGGCGCCUACCAGCACCAGGUGCAGCAGCUGUGCCUGCAUACUAUGCUCGUGCUCUUCAGGGUGUGCCCCGCCCUGCUGCUGGCUGUCCAGCCCACCAUAGUGCGCACCAUCACUGCUCCAAUCACAUCCACGGCUCAGCACACCCUGGUGCUUCACCUGUGCUGGAUUGCUGGCGAGUACGCCUCAGCUGCUUCCACCAUCGCCACAGCAGCAACCGCUACCACUGCCACCACCACCAAAAGCCCCACGAGCAGCAGCAGUGGCGGCGGUGGUGGUGGUGCGGGUGUGGCAGGGAGGGGUGUGGGGGGCAGUGGCUUGGGGCAGCAGCAGCGGCCGGGAGCAGCGGCGGAGUCUCUUUUUGAGGCGAUUGAGCUGCUGCUGUUCGAGUCCGUCGCUGCUGCGAAGCUAGGAGCGGACAGCAGCAUGGGGGGAAUAACCGGGGCAGCAGCGGUGCUAGCGCCAUCUGCGCGGUCUCGCCUGCUGUCCGCAGCAGUGGCGGCCAUAGCCAAGCUGGCUGCUGCAGAGACGGACCUGCGCACCCGAGCACGCGUCUGCCUCUCCAAGGUGGUUCGCUCCCGCACCCAUCUGCACCCCUCAGUGUGCGACCAGGCAGCGGACCUCCUCUCCCUGCUCCACCACCCUCUCCUCGCCGCCCUCCUCCUCUCCUCCGCACCUCCUCUCCCCGCCCCCUCCCCGGGCUCCUCCUUCCCCUCCUCCCUCUCCACCUCGUUCGUGCAAACAUCCUCGUUAUUAGCUUCCUCAGCCGGGUCUGCUGUGGAGCGCACAGUGGAAGCACACAGGGCGGUCGCGUUGCCGCUCUACCUGCUCUCGUCCCAGUCAGGUCCCCCCGUGCAUGAUUUUAGCGUCUCCUCAAUUCUCUUCUAAACACUGGCAUUUUAGGCAUCGUAUAGUUUAACUUGAUGGGUUUUUGGCUGAGACCUGCUGUAUUCUUUUGAGUUGCUCAAUAAAUGUAGCCUUUAUCG